Molecule: messenger RNA, 1506 nt
Organism: Anneissia japonica
Lineage: Eukaryota; Metazoa; Echinodermata; Crinoidea; Comatulida; Comatulidae
Exons: 1
Coding region: 1-1203 (400 amino acids)
Source: RefSeq, a predicted model, not a curated record
AUGUCAAAGGUUAAUUUUAUUGUUAAAAUAAAUUUCUGUGACGAGAGAGAUCUGUAUAAACUCCCAUGUGUAAAUAAAAAACGGGCUCAACAGAUAAUCUGUUGGAGAUCACGUCAUAGGAACUUAACGCCGGAUAGCUUAGAUGUUAUUAAAGGGGUUAGCAGGUCCAAUUUAGAGAAGCAUAUAGACUUCACUCCUAAUCCUGAAUGGGGAGGAAAUGGUGUACGUACAGUGAUACAUUCAGUAUCCUCGCAGGCUGAUAGAAAGAACCUGGCUGCUACUUCCAGUAGUCGACAGCUGCCAUUAACUCCUUUCACAAACCCCUCUCAUCACCAACAUGAAAUACCUGCACAGGGUGGGUCGGGUCCAGAUUUCCUGGAUCCGUAUUAUGGGCCAGCAUUCCGGUUGGGUAAGUCAUCAUCUAAGGGGAAAAGCAGGCAAACCCGCCGUACUGUCGAAUCCUCCGAAGAAAGUGAGAGUGAGGAGGAGAGUGAUAGUGAAAGUGAGAGUGAGGAGGUUUUGCGAGGUUGGCAAACCUUUCUGGAACACGUCAGAGCUGAUCAGCGUCGAGAAAAUUAUCCUAGACCUGAUCAAAGAUGGGAAGACUAUAGACAUGAUCAGCGAUGGCAAGAUUACUAUAGACCUCGUCAACGAUGGGAGGAUUAUCGUAGACACAGCCCACGACAGGGAGAUUAUAGACCCGAGAUGUGUACCCUCAAGCCGAGGGACAUCCCCAAGAAUCUCAUAUUCAAAGGCAAAGGAAGCUGGUCUUUCUUUAAGAAACGCUUUAUGGCAUUUACUGAAGAGUAUGAGCUCUCACCAAAAGCUAGAAUCGAAACACUGAGUUGGUAUGUGGAGGGACCUGCGGCUGAUUUCUAUGUGAAUCUCCUAGAAAUGGACCGUAGGAUCACCUUUAAGAAGAUCUUGAAGGCCUUUGACAAACGCUUCGGGGAGGAAGACUUGCCCGCCGUCCUGCAAGCUAGACCGGAGACCGCCACUCAACGUGAGGACGAAUCCGUCAACGAGUGGGGUGAUCGAGUCAUGACCAUGACCCGAAAGGCAUACAAAGAUCUACCAAACGCCUGGAUCCGACAGGAAGCUGCUACUAGGUUCUGUCUUGGGUGUCGAGAUACAGAGGCUGGGAGAUAUGUCCUCCACGAGCAAGUUUCUACUCUGGCAGAGGCUUUGACUGAGUGUGAAUAGUAUUACAGCCUGCGAAAGUUGUAUGGUAAGAGUGGGAGCAGAUCUCGAAAUAGUGGAAAGUCCCUGAUCAAGUCUGCUACCCGUGUCACUCAAUACUCAUCAUCUCCUUACUCCAAGGAUGAAGAUGCAGGGAGCAGAAACUGCAGGGCUGCAAAAUGCCAACAAGUAAGUGAACGUUACAACCGGGGUGGUAAGUCCAACUAUCCCAGAUCCUCCGCUCCUGCAAGGCAAGCUGCAGUCAUACCCGCAAGUAAACUGGUCACGACAGGCCAGAAACCAUCCCCAUCUCCAUCAUGCAACACU